Messenger RNA from Cryptosporidium muris RN66, 2535 nucleotides. Its product is annotated as serine/threonine protein phosphatase, putative. Gene Ontology annotation, cellular component: nucleus; cytoplasm. Gene Ontology annotation, molecular function: protein serine/threonine phosphatase activity; calcium ion binding. Bases 1 to 2535 code for a protein of 844 amino acids. The transcript has a single exon. The record is from RefSeq and is a predicted model, not a curated record. Lineage: Eukaryota; Apicomplexa; Conoidasida; Eucoccidiorida; Cryptosporidiidae.
AUGAAUAUUUCUACUAUAUAUGGCCCUAAUAUUGGGUUAGAUAGUAAUCUUAAACCUACGAGAAUGGGGAGUAUGGAUCAGAAUACUAGUGCAAGAACUAUUCGUCCUGAACAAUGGGAACCUUGGAAAAGUUUUGGAAAGUUAUUAAAUGAUUCAAUUAUUGAGAUGGGAUGGCAGGAAAGGUACUCAAUAUUAAGAGAUGUUGUAAAUCAAUAUGGGAUAAGUGAGAAGGGAUUUUUAACAUUGGAUGAAUUUCUAGAAAUUCUAAAUGAUAAUCCAAUAACAAAUGAAGAAUAUCGUACUGUUUUUUAUAAUUUAAUGGAUAGGAAUCAGGAUGGUAAGAUGAGUGAAACUGAAUUUACUUCUGGUAUGCUUAGUUUGAGUCCACUAGCUACUAAUGAUCCAAGAACUAGUAUAGGACAACUUCGAUUACAGUUUAUAUUUUUAUAUUAUGAUAGCGAUAGAAAUGGGUUAUUGAGCUUAAAUGAACUGAAGAAAAUGCUACUACAUAUUUCAGCGAUACGAUCACUUGCCAAUAAUACAAAAACUAUAACAGAAUCAAAAGCUAGAGAGUAUGCCAUACACUUAAUUGCUCAUUAUGAUGGAGUUUUUGGUUUUAAUGCAUUUUAUACAUCAGUACUGAAUAAUAUCUUGAAAGGAACAGGAUGGCUAUUGAGAACUCACAAAGAUCUGGUUGAUUAUAUUAAUAAUCGAGGGAUCCUAGAAGAUACUAGUAUGGUGAAUACUAAUCAAAGUACUAAGUCAAAAUUUUCUCCAUCACAGAAUAGCCUACUUUCUUUAGGAAUAGAGGAAGGAAAAGGGACAGUGGAUAGAAUAACUGAAACCCAACCAAUAUCUAGGAAUUUAAUCCAGACAGAAACAAUAACAUUGGAUAAUUCAUUUAUAAAAGACAAUAUAAAAACACCAUGUUACAAUAACAAUAAAAAACCAUUUAAUAGUUCAAUACUAUAUAAUGGACAAAUGAGUGAUAUUGAAGGCUCUGUAAGUAUAGAUAAGCACACAAGUUUAGUUCGUUCAACAUUAUUGAAUAAAGAUUUGAAAUAUCGAAUAAUUGAAUAUUAUAUGGAUUUAGCUCGAUUUUUACAUAUGGGGAAACUAGGAAUAGAAGAAAGUAUGAAUAUAACAAAUAUAGCAACAGUUGAUGAAAUAAUGAAAUUGUGUGAUACUGUAGUAGAAUUAUUCCGUAAAGAAAAUAGUUUAAUUCAGAAUUCAGAAUUUAAAAUGCCAGUUAGAAUAUUUGGUGAUAUUCAUGGUCAACUUUUUGAUAUUUUGCACUUUUUCGAAAAAUUUUCAUGGCCACAUUAUCAUCGUGGUGAUAUAUUAUCAAUGAAUUAUAUAUUUCUUGGAGAUUACGUUGAUCGUGGUAAAUUUUCACUAGAAGUAAUAUUUUUAUUAUUCUCAUUUAAAAUAUUAUUUCCUAAUAAAAUUAUGAUGUUGCGUGGUAAUCAUGAAGAUCCAUUAAUGAAUUUAUCUUAUGGUUUUCACACAGAAUGUGUUAGAAAAUAUGGGAGUCACUAUGGUCAUUUAUUAUGGGAAAGAGUGAAUGAUGUAUUUGAAUUUUUAUCUCUGGGUAUAGUUGUUGAAGAUCAAAUUUUAUGCGUACAUGGUGGGAUUGGUAAAAAUAUUCAAACUUUAGAUGAUAUUAAAGAUAUUCCAAAACCAAUCCAUGUAUCAUCUGAUUGCUUUUAUGAUAAUUCUAAACAUGAAUUUGAAACAGUUAAUGCAUGUAAUGCUUAUAAUGUUGAAAGGAAAAUAUUGGACUGUUUGUGGUCUGAUCCAAUUGAUGAUGAUAUAAAUGAUGAAAAAUAUCUAUAUAAUGAAACUGAUGUUGAUUGUAUUACAAAUAACUCCGAUAAUGAAAAUAGAGUUAAUGUAUACAAUUAUAAUUGUAAAGAUAUAGAUGCAUUUAUGAAUAAUACAGGAAUAAAGCUAAUUGUAAGAGCUCAUGAAUGUAUACCAAAUGGUUAUGAAUAUUUUGCAAAUGGAAAGGUAUUGACACUAUUUUCAACUACGAAUUAUUGUAAUAAUUAUAAAAAUGAUGCAGCUAUGUGUGUAUUUAUGAAAAAUACACAGAAUGACAAUUUGAUCCAUUUUAAUCAAAUUAUAAAAUAUAAAAGCAUUGAUAAUUCUUUUGGGUGGAUUGAUGAUUGUACUGGUACUGGUGAUAAUCUGAAUAAUAAACAUAUAAGAAAUAGGCAAUUUGAUCAUGUUGACAUUGCAACUUCAAGAUAUACAAAUACACCAGUUAAUCGUAAUUUCAAUGUUGAUAAUCAUAUAAACAAACUACUUAAUAGUAGUGCAUUUAUUAGCAAUUACAAGAAAGAUAAUCGUGAUUUUAAAGAUUCAGUUUUAAAAAAAAGUUCACCUAGUAAUAGUGCUAGCACGAACCGAUAUGCUAAUAAUACAAGUCCAAGAAGCUAUGGGAAAGUUGGGAAUCUUGAUAUAGAACCAAUAACUCCACAUAAGAUUCAGAAUAUAAUUGGAAAACCUAUAAAUUUAACUGCAUUUGAUUAA